AUGACUGAUGCAAAGCUAGACGUUCAGAUGACUACAUUAGGUUUUCAUCUUUCUUUAUAUGACUAUCUUAAGACAGCAGAAGAAAAAGAGUAUAUGAGUAAGGUUCCAUAUGCUUCGACAAUUGAAAGCCUUAUGUAUGUGAUGCUUUGCACACGUCUAGAUAUCUGUUUUGCAGUAGGAAUGGUUAGUCGAUAUCAGACGAAUCCAGGUCUCAGGCAUUGGCAAGUUGUAAAGCAUAUAUUUAGGUAUAUUAAAAGAACCAAGGAUUAUAUGCUUGUGUAUUCUAGGGAGGACCUUACUGCUGUUGGAUACAUAGACUCAGACUUCCAAACCUAUAAAGAUUCGAGGAAAUCGAUGUCGAGAAAUGUUUUCGUUCUAGGCCGUAUAACCAUAGUAUGGAGAAAUGUAAAACAAACUUUCACUGUUGAAUCUAAUAUGGAUGUUGAGUAUAUGGCUGCUUCUGAGGAAAUGGAAGAAGCAAUAUAG
Gossypium raimondii (Peruvian cotton) is the source of this 486-nucleotide messenger RNA. RefSeq names its product secreted RxLR effector protein 161-like. NCBI's taxonomy places the organism in Eukaryota, Viridiplantae, Streptophyta, Magnoliopsida, Malvales, Malvaceae. The coding region runs from base 1 to 486 and encodes 161 amino acids. The transcript has a single exon. The record is from RefSeq and is a predicted model, not a curated record.